AUGAAUUUCACCUGCACUUUACAAAGAUUGCCUUCUGUGAACUCCAGAAAUAAAUCACUGAGUGAUGAAGAAAACCGGAAGGUUUUUGGGAAAUGCAACAACCCAAACGGCCACGGGCACAACUAUAAAGUUAUAGUCACUGUCUGUGGACAGAUUGACCCUGUUUCAGGAAUGGUGAUGAACCUGACAGACCUGAAGGAAUACAUGCAGCAGGCGAUCAUGGAGCCCCUCGACCACAAAAACCUGGAUAAGGAUGUGCCCUACUUUGCUGAGGUGGUGAGCACCACGGAGAACGUUGCAGUGUUCAUCUGGGAAAACCUCAAGAAGCUCCUGCCUGUGGGAACCCUUUAUAAAGUCAAAGUGUAUGAAACGGACCAGAACAUUGUUGUUUAUAAAGGAGAAAGAGACAAUCUCUGA
Molecule: messenger RNA, 417 nt
Organism: Chaetura pelagica (chimney swift)
Lineage: Eukaryota; Metazoa; Chordata; Aves; Apodiformes; Apodidae
Gene: PTS
Product: 6-pyruvoyltetrahydropterin synthase
Exons: 6
Coding region: 1-417 (138 amino acids)
Biological process (GO): tetrahydrobiopterin biosynthetic process
Cellular component (GO): mitochondrion
Molecular function (GO): 6-pyruvoyltetrahydropterin synthase activity
Source: RefSeq, a predicted model, not a curated record